Andrographis paniculata is the source of this 1052-nucleotide messenger RNA. Its product is annotated as myb-related protein 306-like. The record is from RefSeq and is a predicted model, not a curated record. The transcript is spliced from 2 exons. Lineage: Eukaryota; Viridiplantae; Streptophyta; Magnoliopsida; Lamiales; Acanthaceae. Gene Ontology annotation, biological process: response to auxin. Bases 83 to 997 code for a protein of 304 amino acids.
CUUUGUCUGAUACCCUUGUCGUCGUCUUCGUCAGAGUCUGAAACAAUUAUAACAGAAACCCUAAUCCCCAAAUUAAUCGAUCAUGGGGAGGCCGCCGUGCUGCGACAAAAUGGGAGUGAAGAAAGGCCCAUGGACUCCCGAAGAAGACAUCAUGCUCGUCUCCUACGUCCAGGAGAACGGCGCCGGAAACUGGAGAUCCGUUCCCGCCAACACAGGCCUCAAGAGAUGCAGCAAAAGCUGCAGACUGAGAUGGACUAAUUACCUCAGGCCUGGAAUUAAAAGAGGAACCUUCACUGAUCACGAAGAGCGUAUGAUUGUUCAGCUCCAAGCUCUCCUCGGCAACAAGUGGGCGGCCAUAGCUUCGUACCUUCCAGAGAGAACAGACAACGACAUAAAAAACCACUGGAACACGCACUUGAAGAAGAAGCUCGACCGGAUCCAUCCCGGGUCGGGCCACGCCGACCGGGCAGGGCCGCCCUGCCCGAUCUCCCGCGGGCAGUGGGAGCGGCGCCUGCAGACCGACGACAUCCACACCGCCAAGCAAGCUCUCCAGAAUGCUCUCUCCCUCGACGACACCGCCUCCGCCUCCGCCGCCGCCGGAAACCCUAAUUUUGACGUUGCGAUCUCGAAUCCGCCGGAGAGGACGCCGUACGCGUCGAGCACAGAGAAUAUUGCCAGGCUGCUAAAAGACUGGGCGAAGAUGAAGAAGACGACGACGACGACGAUAGUGAAGAACGAGUACUGCCCCGACUCGAACCUGCAAUAUUCGAGCUGCAGCGCCGACGAGAUUGCUUCUCCGGGGAUGGAUUUGGAGAGCGCUGCGGCGGAGGCGGUGGCGGAGGCCGCCAUGGCUGGGGGAUUUGAGAAUUUUGAGUACUCUUCAAUGUCGGACGAGUUCUCCGGAUCCGGGUCGCCCAAACCCGACCCGAAUGCCGUUGUGGACCUUGAGAAUUGGCUGCUGGAUGACCUAGGGAUCCACGGUUUGUUCAGCGACUGAAUAAUUAAAUUUGUAUUAUUAUUAUUAUUAUUAUUAUUAUUAUUAUUAAGAUUUA